Molecule: messenger RNA, 399 nt
Organism: Linum tenue
Lineage: Eukaryota; Viridiplantae; Streptophyta; Magnoliopsida; Malpighiales; Linaceae
Source: the annotation of a GenBank genome assembly
AUGUUGACCAAAAUACUGGCGGUGAUUCUUCUGGCUACGAUCGCAAUGCCGAGCUCCUCCAUGUCGUAUAGGCUUCAAGUCAACGUUUCGAAUCAGUUGAGCAGAGGCCGCAAGAUCACGGUGCGAUGCGAAUCCAAAGACGACGAUCUGGGCUCCCGUCGCCUGGUCGCCGGCGACGUGUAUAGUUGGAGCUUUUCGCGUAACAUUUUCGGGACGACGCUCUUCUGGUGUGACGUGAGUACCGCCCGCGGCAAGAAGCAUCUUUCUUUCAACGCCUACGACGAAAGCCAGAGAAAGAAAGGGAUGCCGAAGCUUCACGAGCUUACGUGGGAGAUCAAGGACGACGGCCUUUAUUUUGCCGGUUUCCCCAUGUCCAUUGCGCCUUGGGUCUCGCAGUAA